AUGGGCAAACCGGACGAGUCGUCAUCUUCGCAACAAGACGAACGCACCUCUGAUGCCGCAAUACCCGCCGGAAGUGGCGCCGAGCCCUCAUCAUCGGUACCACGUGGCAACGACGAGGAUCCGGAAAAAGAGGAAGACGAUGGGUGGGUCUACGACUCGAACGAGGAGGAGGACGACGAAAUGAUCCUGAUCCGUGGUGCUGACGUCAGCGGCCACGGAGCCGCGCCGGAUCUGCCCGAGGGGAUGGAGGCUCUGAUGCGCGCCGCGGAGGAGGGCGACUCGGACGCUCUGCGGGACGCGAUUCAGGGCGUAUCAGUGCCGCUGGACUCGCCAGGCGAGGAUGGCAACACGGCGCUGCACCUGGCAUGCUUGUACGGCCACACCGCAUGUGUUGAGCUGCUGCUUGCUGCCGGAGCUGCGCUGGAGGCUCGGGACGAGGAUGGGGCCAUUCCUCUCCAUGACGCUUGUGCUGGAGGCUUCUCGCAUGUGGUGGGCAUGCUGCUGGCAGCGGCAAGUGACGCAGAGCAGCGGAGGCGCAUGAUCGGCGCGCAGGACAGCGACGGAGACACGCCGCUGCACAACGCAGCAAGGGGUGAGCACCCCUCUGUCUGCCGCCUUCUGCUGGACGCUGGAGCCAACCCUGCCGCCCCCAACCAUGCCGCCCAGGUGCCAUGGCAGCUUGUCGAGGACGACAGUGACCUGCGCUCAUUCCUGCAAGCUGCUGCUGCCCAGACUGUUUAG
Messenger RNA from Closterium sp. Yama58-4, 741 nucleotides. NCBI's taxonomy places the organism in Eukaryota, Viridiplantae, Streptophyta, Zygnematophyceae, Desmidiales, Closteriaceae. The record is from the annotation of a GenBank genome assembly.